AUGUCAGACCCCGCAAACUACGCCGUGGGCUGGAUAUGCGCCAUAGGCGUCGAGUAUGUGGCUGCGCAAGAGUGCCUCGAUGAGGAGCAUGAAAGUCCAAGGUCUCUGGCUUCGAAUGAUACAAAUGACUAUACACUGGGAAGAAUUGGAGAUCAUAACGUGGUGGUCGCCGUCUUGCCAGACGGGGAGUAUGGAACCGUUUCUGCUGCGAGCGUGGCAAAAGACAUGCUGCACAGCUUUCCCAACAUCAAAAUCGGUCUCAUGGUAGGCAUUGGCGGCGGUGCACCAAGUGCAAAGCAUGAUAUUCGCUUGGGCGAUGUUGUGGUUAGUGCCCCUCGCGAGGGCGAAAAUGGUGUGUUCCAGUAUGAUUUUGGCAAGUCGAUACAGGGCCAGAGCUUUCAACACACGCGGUUCUUGAAUCAGCCACCAACGUCACUACGCACAGCAGUAGCGGGUAUACAGGCGCAAUAUAAAAGGAAAGGUCAUCAGCUCAAGGAGGCUGUCCACGGGAUUCUCAACAAGAAUCCUAGGCUCCGGCGCGAGUACGAACAACCAAGCACGGAUAGGUUGUUCAAAGCCGACUACCUACAUGAUCCAAGAGGCUGUGCAUAUUGUGCAGAAGAUUCGUCAAACUUGGUACCACGACCUGAGCGGAGUGAAUAUACGGAUGAUCCUACCAUCCACUACGGUCUGAUUGCUUCUGCGGAUCAGCUGAUGAAGGAUGCUUUGAUUCGAGACAGGCUUGCCGCGGAAAGGGACGUUCUAUGUUUCGAAAUGGAGGCUGCGGGUCUCAUGAAUCAAUUUCCCUGCCUGGUGAUCCGCGGGAUCUGUUACUACUCAGACUCGCAUAAGAGCAAAGAGUGGCAAGGAUAUGCAUCAAUGAUUGCAGCUGUAUAUGCCAAAGACCUAUUGCUGAGAAUCCCUUCAAGUAGGGUGAAGGAUGAGAAGCGACUUGGUGAUUCAGUAUCUGAACCACAAAACGUUGCCGAGGAGCAUAGGAAUAUUGCACAGAAGCAGCUUGAAAUCCAGGAAAAUGCAGUCAAGCAAAGACUCACAGACGAGGAAAUGGAAUGUCUUCAGUUAUUUCGUCUUGUCACAGAUACAAAUGAUGUCACAUAUGAAUGGUACAAGGAUCGUGUUGAAGCCCGAUUGGAGGGCACCUGUGAGUGGUUUCUAAACCAUCAGAAUUUCCGAAGGUGGUUGGAACAAGAUUCUGGGCCUUUGCUUGUCUCAGCCGACCCAGGCUGUGGGAAGUCUGUCCUGGCGAAACACCUUAUCGAGGACAAGCUACCACGAUCUGCCACGAUCUGUUAUUUCUUCUUCAAAGACCAGGACCAGAACAAAGUCAGCCAAGCGCUUUGCGCUCUACUCCAUCAACUGUUUUCUCAGAUUCCAUUCCUCAUAAGACACGCAAUAGAGGAUUUCAGAAAGAACGGGCGCCACCUCAUCAAAGCGACUAAGUCCCUCUGGGGUAUCCUGGGAAGAGCCGUGAAAGACCCCAAUGCUGGACCUAUCAUCAUCGUUCUAGAUGCCCUAGAUGAAUGUGCUGAAUCGGAAUUCAAUAACUUGAUAUCAGGCAUUGAGGCUCAAUCACGCACUGAUCAUUCAAGCCAGAGCAAGCUGAAGUUUCUCUUAACAAGCCGCCCAUAUGAUCGAAUUAUCUCCAGUUUUGGGAGCUUACUGGAAUCGUUCCCGUAUAUUCGUAUACCAGGCGAGGAGAAGUCAGAAAGUAUCAGUCAAGAGGUCACUCAUGUCAUCCGAUAUCGCGUCGAACAACUAGCUCGACAAACAAGUCUUUCAGAUCGGGUCAAAAAUCACCUUGCAACAAGACUGCUCAAAGUUCCACACCGUACCUAUCUUUGGGUAUACCUUGUGUUUGACUUCUUAGCAACCGAAACUUUCAAGAAAACACCUUCUGGAGUUGAUCCAACUUUUGCAUCCCUGCCAACAACAAUGUACAAGGCCUAUGAGCAGAUUCUGAAGAAGUCGAAGAAAGACCCAACUGUUUGGAAGGCCUUGAGCAUCAUCUUGGCAGCAAGCCGACCCUUAUCACUCUCUGAAAUGAAUGUUGCAUUGAAUGUUGACGGCAAAUCAAAGUCAAUUCACGACCUUGAUCUUGAGGAAGAAGAGGACUUCAGCUCACGUCUCAGGUCUUGGUGUGGAUUGCUUGUUUCAAUCCACCACAACAAGAUUUAUCUGCUUCACCAGACUGCGCGGGAGUUUUUACUUGCGCAUGAAGUAUCACCUACCACUGUUCCUUCAGAGUCAGCCUGGCAGCAUUCUAUCACCAGCCAGAGCGCGCACAAUGUCCUUGCCGAGGUCUGUGUCAUGUAUCUUGACUUCAUCAAUAAUGAAACUCUUGCUGCGGAUGUUGGAGAAACUCGCCAGAGUCUCUCCAUCAUUAAUUGGGACGAUCAUCAUCGCAAUGCUCGCAUUAGUAUUGGUGCUGAUCUUGUACCCUAUACAUUGAGCAUCUGCAGUCUACACUCAAGGAGUCGGUCAAUAUGGCUUGAAAUUCACCAGCGCCAAUUUCUUUCUGGGGUUCCUCACAAUACAUGUAGUCUCACUCUGAUGUCUUAUCUUGGACAUGAGGCAACAGUCAAAUUGCUGCUUGAAAAAGGCGCUGACCUUGAGUCAAGAGACAACGAUGGCGUAACCCCGCUAUCAUGGGCUGCAGAAAAUGGGGAGGAGGCAAUGGUCCAACUGUUGCUUGAAAAAGCUGCCGAGCCGAAUUGGAGUCAAAGUGACGAAGAUGACCUACUUCGCUAUCACGGACGAUAG
This is a messenger RNA of Penicillium nucicola, 2781 nucleotides long. RefSeq lists its product as uncharacterized. Gene Ontology annotation, molecular function: protein binding; catalytic activity. Lineage: Eukaryota; Fungi; Ascomycota; Eurotiomycetes; Eurotiales; Aspergillaceae. The record is from RefSeq and is a predicted model, not a curated record. The transcript is spliced from 3 exons. Gene Ontology annotation, biological process: nucleoside metabolic process. The coding region runs from base 1 to 2781 and encodes 926 amino acids.